GUGUAGUGUAACACAGAAAGAGAAAGUGGUGAAAAACACACAAGAGAGAAAAGAGGAAAAUAAGCAGAAAGAGAUGCCCCGGCGGAGGGCCCUGCCUCCUCACCGUCGCGCCACCGCCACCGCCACCGCCAUGCCUCCCGCCAACCUCUCCAUCUCCGCCCCCUCCGCCGCCGCCGCACCACCGCCCCCGCUUUACCUCCGCCGCCUCCCGCUCAUCGCCGCUGCCGCGCUCCUCUUCCUCCUUGUCAUCGUCGUCCUCGCUGCUGCCCAUCCCUACGGCUACGCUCCAUGGCUAGCCAACGCCGCACCAGCAGCCCUCCUCCGCCGCCCGGUAUCCACAACCUUCUACUCUUUUGACCUGCUCCGAGAAUAUCCCCACGAUCCAUACGCCUUUACCCAGGGUCUCUUGUAUGGAGGAAAUGACACUUUUUUCGAGUCAACUGGCCUUUAUCACAGGUCAUCGGUCCGGAGGGUUGAUCUUAAAACUGGAAAAGUUUUAGUUCAGCAUGAAAUGGAUGGACGAUUGUUUGGAGAAGGUCUCACGCUUCUCAAUGACAAAUUGUUUCAAGUUGUUUGGAUGAAGAAUCAGGGGUUUAUCUAUGAUCGACAUAACUUUAGCAAACGUGAGAGUUUUACCCAUAAAAUGAGUGAUGGGUGGGGGUUGGCUACUGAUGGAAAAGUUCUUUUUGGCAGUGAUGGUACUUCAAGGUUAUACCAGCUUGAUCCAAAGUCAAUUCAAGUCAUGAAGACAGUGACUGUGAAAUAUCAAGAUAAUGAAGUCCCCUAUCUUAAUGAACUGGAAUAUAUAAACGGUGAAGUAUGGGCAAAUGUCUGGCAGACAGAUUGCAUAGCUAGAGUCUCCCAUGAAGAUGGCCUAGUGGUGGGCUGGAUCUUUCUUCAUGAGCUGAGGCAACACUUGUGGAAUUCUGGCAAUACGGAAAUCGAUGUUCUAAAUGGUAUAGCUUGGGAUGAAGAAAAUCAAAGAUUAUUUGUGACCGGAAAAUUGUGGCCAAAGAUCUAUGAAAUUAAGCUACGGCCUGUAGAUGGGCCACAAGAUGGAUCUGUAGAGAAGCUAUGCCCCAAGGCAAGCUUUUAUCGUUGAGGUGUAGUGGAUCUCUCUAGGGUGAGAAGAGAAGAGAAGAGAAGAGAAGAUAUAGGAUAUCUUGUUUUUAUAUCAGUAUGUUACAAUGCACAGAUGUAUUGCAUACACCUCUUAAGUGGAGGUAAUUGAUUGGCAGUUUUCGGAGACUUGUGUUGUAUCUCGACAAAAUUGAGUGUAUUUACUGAUCUGAUGGUAGCUACUUGCUUCGUCUUCUUUUCUUUUCUUUUUUUUCUAGAGCGGCAUAUAGCUGUUAAUCAAUUCUUCUCCUGAUGUACAUUGUAGUAGAAGUAAUUUAUAAGGAUGAUUGUGCUUCGAACAACUCUAAUCGCCAGUUCAUCAGAACCAAAUUAUCUCAUUGUUUAA
This is a messenger RNA of Oryza sativa Japonica Group (Japanese rice), 1465 nucleotides long. RefSeq names its product glutaminyl-peptide cyclotransferase. Gene Ontology annotation, molecular function: glutaminyl-peptide cyclotransferase activity. The record is from RefSeq and is a predicted model, not a curated record. NCBI's taxonomy places the organism in Eukaryota, Viridiplantae, Streptophyta, Magnoliopsida, Poales, Poaceae.